Messenger RNA from Glycine soja, 2006 nucleotides. RefSeq lists its product as uncharacterized. The record is from RefSeq and is a predicted model, not a curated record. The coding region runs from base 248 to 1798 and encodes 516 amino acids. The transcript has 8 exons. NCBI's taxonomy places the organism in Eukaryota, Viridiplantae, Streptophyta, Magnoliopsida, Fabales, Fabaceae.
UGGUGCCAAGUAUAGCGACUGCUGUUUUCGGUCGCCGAGUAAUUCCCCAAACGCAAAUUCCCAAAUCAUAUAAAAAUUGACUCACUGACUCUGUUUUUCUUUCUUAACCCUAAUCAAUGGGUAGAGUCCCUCAGUCCCAUUAUCGUUGUCUUGCGUCGCCGUGCUCCAAUCACGGCUAAGGUCACUGGCGGUGACCCUAUCAACCUCUCCAACCUAAAGACGGAAGAAGAAGUAGUUGCCACUUGAUAUGGCUCCAAAGAGGAAGCGCCAGAUGGCAGUCAGAGAUCAGAAUAAAGGAAAAGCUUUUAAGAGUCAUCCAACUAUUCAACUUGCUAGGCAUCUAGCAGAGAUGACUUCUCAAAUUCCUCCAUGUGUUUCAUCACAUGCAAUAUCUCAUCCUACUGAUCCUCCUGCUAGGACAUCUGAUGUGAUUCCUCCACCUUCGAUACAAGGGGUACAAUCACCAUGUACUUCACAACCAAAAAAUCCAGAUGCAGGAUGUACCCUUGACAUGGCCUCAGAGAAGAGAACUGCUCUUCGCACAAAGUUUGUUAGGCAGAAGGUGGCAGAGAAAGAUACGAAUAAAGGAAAAGCUUCUAAGAGUCAUCCAACGAAACAACAUACUGCAUAUCAUGCACAGACGACUUCUCAAAAUCCACCAUGUGCUUCACAACCAACAAAUUCAAUGGAAGGGGCACACUCACCUGCUAGGACAUCUGAUGUAUCACCUCCACCUUCAAUGAAAGGGGUACGCUCACCAUGUACAUCACAACCAACAAAUUCAGAUGCAGGACGUGCUGAUAGAUCUUUUGCUUCAUUAGAGACACAGAGAAAUGAGGCCAAGCCAAUUUUAUAUCUUGAUGGGCAAGGAUUCUUACCUUCUCGCUCUGCUGCUAAUGGGAUUGGGGAUAUCCUCAAGAAGAAUUUUACUGAUCCUUGGCCAUCAUGGAAGAAGAUACCAAUUAGCACUAGAAACUCGUUGUUUGAAGAGUUUUUGGAAAAGUUCUCUGUUUCUCCACCGGAUUACAAUUGGGCAAAAAAGAAUUUUGAAAUGCGAGGUUCAGUAUUGCUGAAAAAUAAUCUAAAUAAGGCUCGAACCACAAUGGAUAAACCUCAUUGGAUUACAGAUGGUGUUUGGGAGAGAUUGUGCAAUCAUUGGAGAUCUGAAGGAUUCAAAAAGAAGAGCACCCAAGCAAAAACAAAUCGAGCAUCUAAUUGUGGAGCAUCUCACACUGGUGGCUCUAUUAGUGCUUCACAGCAUAGAGCUAAUAUGAUGAAAGAGACUGGAACCAUUCCUACUCCAUUGGAGUUGUUCCGUCGCAUGCACCAACGUAAGGACAACACAUGGGUGGAUAGGAGAUCACAACAUGUAAACGAGGUAUUUACACGCACAUUGAAACAAUUGACCAAAAGAGCAUCGGCACAAGGUAAACCUCCACCAAGUGAGUUAGAUGUGUGGUGUGAUGUAGCUAGAUCAAAGAAAGGAAAAGUUUAUGGGUUUGGAAUGGAAUCUACAGUAAUGGCAACAAGUCCUUGCUAUCGUUGCUCAUCUUCUUCAUCAAUGGAGUGGGUAAAAAAACAAGAGUUUGAUGAAUUAGCAAAAGAGAUGGAAGAAGUUAAAAAUGAAAGAGAUAAGCUUCAAGCCAGAGUUGCAAACACUGAGAGGCUUGUUGAGCAUAACAAUGCAUUAAUACGAGAAUUGAUUGAAAGCAUGAAAUUUACUGUAAAUGAUAGUCAAGAUGAAGGCGAAGAGUCUGACCGUGAAUAUGAAGACGAGGAGUCACCAAGUGAACCAUAGUGACUAGGGGUGAAAAUGAGUCGAACAGUUCAGUUCGGCUUGUUUACUAUAAAGGUCAAGUUCAAACUUUUUUAAAAGCCUUUUAAAAUAAAAAGGUCAAGUCCAAACUAUAAAAAAAGCUUGUUAAGCUUGACAAGCUGGUCUGUUUAACUAACAAUAAUAAUAAUAAUAAUAAUAAUAAUAAUAAUAAUAAUAAUAUUUUAUCAAA